CACAACAUUGUGUCACCGUCUGACUGAAGAGUGAGUCUCGUUUGUUUACACUUCCUCGUACAAGACUUGUGUAAGUUUGAUGAGGCGUAGUCCUGAUUUCUGAUGAUGAUCGGUGCCCGAAGAAUCGGGUAGGCUCUGAUAACUGCAAAUCAAGGACAUGUAUGUGUAAGAGGACCGUUCUCUCAGGUUUUCAGAAUGUUUAAAAAAGCAUCCAAGCUGUUUAGCCGGACCGAUAAAGACAAAGAGAAUUCCUCAAAAGAGGUUUCAGAGGCUGAGGUGCUGGGUGUCUAUAUUGAGCCAUUCUUUUAUGGCCGCAUCACUCGUCAAGAGGCGGAGGACGUUUUGAAGGUCAAUGGGAAUGCUGAUGGCCUCUAUCUGCUGAGAGAAAGCUUCACACCAAUGGGGAACUUUUCCCUCUCUAUAUCACACAAUGGCGAGGCUAUACAUUAUGCUAUUCUGAAGCAAAUUGAUGGCAAAUUCCAGAUAUCGGACGGGGUAGCUUUCAGUGACCCAGUGUCCCUGAUCGAGCACUACAGGAGUUCCAAAAAAGGAUUUCUCACUGUUCCGAAAACCCCAUGUCUAAGAAUCCCUCCACAAGAAGCCAUUGCAUGUAGGGGGCUCAGUUAUACUGAGCUUCACUCUCGUAUGAAAACAGCUGCUCAAAAAAUGAAUGCAAAUAUAGCGAAAGCCUUUGGACCACUGCGUGAACCUCUUUUGGUUCACGUCUUAAAGACAAUUCACAAGGACAUGCCAUGGUUCCAUGGAGAAAUCUCACGAGAUGAAGGCAACAAAAGACUGGAGAUGGAUGGACAUAAAGAUGGCAAAUUCUUGAUCAGAUCACGUGCUGACGGUCAGUCAUUUGCUCUGACAAUGAGUCAUGAAUUCAAUCUUCGUCAUUAUUGUAUCCUUGUCAGUGAUGGAGAAACGUACUCAAUAGAGAAUGGAAAUAAAUUCCAAGCCCUUACCAUUCUAGUGGACCACUAUCACAACAAACGGGAUGGUCUCCCUUGCAAACUUGAAAUGCCAGUGCCCAACCCAGAUACCCGACACCGGGUUUGGAAAGAAUACCAACAACUCAGCACAGAUUUGACUCAAAAGCCAGGACACAAGCCCGAUCAGCCUGGUUCAAAAAAACCCCUACGACCCGUCCCUCCCAUCCCAUUAGACGAUUGUUUUCCCGUGUCUCCGUCAACCCCAACAGAGAAUGGGGCCUGCUUUAUUGCGCCUGGGUCUUCACCAAGUUUAGAGCGACCUCCUCCACACAAGUGUUGGGAAGAUGAGGAGGAGCUGGAGGAUCAAGAUAGUACGCAAUUUCGUAGCUUGACAGUGGAGGAAGCUGAGGAACAGGAGAAGAUCUACAGUGACAUCAGGUUGGACGUCAUGAACCGUGGCCUCAACCCAGACCAAGUGACCCUGUCAGAAAACUUGGGUUCUGGUCAGUUUGGCGAGGUCAAGAAAGGUGUGUGCAGACUGAUGGGCAAAGAUAUCCGUGUGGCUGUAAAGACUUUGAAAAAUAAUGAUCGUGAAGCUGAGUCUGAGAUCAUGAAGGAGGCAGAGCUGAUGAAGAAGCUGGAUCAUCCUCACAUCGUGCGCAUGAUAGGUGUUUGUAAAAGCAACAGCCUGAUGCUGGUGCUGGAGCUUGCUGAACUGGGCCCGUUGAAAAAGUAUCUGGAGAGACACAAAGAAAUGAGAACAUGGCACCUUCUUGAGCUGGCGACCCAGAUUUGUGACGGCAUGAGGUACUUGGAGCAGCAUGACGUGGUGCAUCGAGAUCUCGCCACCCGCAAUGUUUUGCUUCUGACAGAGCAUUUCGCCAAGAUCAGCGACUUUGGCAUGUCUCGCAUGGUGGACAGUUCAGAGUAUUACUUAGCUCACGUCCCCGGCAAAUGGCCUCUGAUGUGGUACGCCCCGGAAUGUUUGUACUAUCACAAGUUUGACACGAAGUCGGACGUUUGGAGCUUCGGUGUCACCCUGUGGGAGAUCAUGUCUUUCGGCGCUCGCCCUUAUGCUCAUAAAAAGCCACCCCAAAUUCUGGCCUUCCUUGAAGAAGGUCAUCGGAUGGCCAAGCCAAAAGAUUGUGAUGAUCGAAUCUACAACAUUAUGCUGUCCUGCUGGCAUUUUCAAAAAGAGAAACGACCAACUUUUGCGGAGCUCCAUCCCAAGCUGAACAAAUUGUUCUCGGACUUUCAAGAGCACUAAUUCUUUCAUCUGGUACGGUAUGUGACUUACCAAAUCCUGUCUGUGUUAUCCAGUACUUUGUUGGUUUCCCAUAAUCAGUUCUUGGGGUCUGUAGUGCAAACAGCCAUGAGAUCCUAAAAUGCAAAAUGGUUGAAAGGAUGCACGUUUACUGAGGUUUUUUCUUGUCUAAGUCAAGCGGCAAAUGAGGCCUUAUCAACCCUUGGACUGUGAAGACCUGAAUCAUACAGAUGAUGAGUAGAAGUAUUGUUGAGUAUGAAAGUAAUUUUAUAUACAGUAUAACACGGAUAGGUCGAACACAGAAGACUCUAAAUCACGCAUCUGUCGAACUGUGCCUUCUGUAUUGAGGUUUUUUUUUCUUUGCACGAUAUCCCUGGAACUACAGAUCCCUUGAACAAGCGAGGCCGGUCCCGACGUAUUCGAGCUGUCCAUGUUGUACUGUACUUCCCUGAUUGUAACUUACAGUAAGAAUGUGUCUAUUUGGAAGGAAAGGGUUCUGAGAGUUUUGAGAGUUUCCUCUUGAACUGAUCCAGUCAAACUUGAUUUUUUGGCUCCAAGUACUCCUAGUUCUGAAGGGGGACCGAAAUAGAACCAAAAACUGAACUUAUAUGAAGAGCUAGAGGCUUAGCUGAUAAGAGUUCAACUUAAAAUGUUUUAAGGUCACCAAUCUCUUUUAUUGCCAUAAAUUAUAGACUUACUUCAAAGGACAAAGAUUCCUGGAAAAUGACUAAAAACCUUAACAGGCAUCUUUUGGAUGUUUUAAGGUCACCAAUCUCUUUUAUUGCCAUAAAUUAUAGACUUACUUCAAAGGACAAAGAUUCCUGGAAAAUGACUAAAAACCUUAACAGGCAUCUUUUGGAUGUUUUAAGGUCACCAAUCUCUUUUAUUGCCAUAAAUUAUAGACUUACUUCAAAGGACAAAGAUUCCUGGAAAAUGACUAAAAACCUUAACAGGCAUCUUUUGGGUGUUUUGUGUGAUAAGAUACACAACUGUGGGACUGGUACAAAACAGUGGACAAAUUCAUCUCAUGGUUCAUAAAUUUGCACUGGUGGUCAAAUCAAGUUACAACUGUUGGGAAAAUGUGAAGGAAAGGAGUCUUAUCUGACAGUUCCUCGGGUCCUGUGCUUCAGAUCAUUUCCAAGAUUAGUUUCCCGUAUUUCUGUGAUCAGCUCACUGUUUGUACUUUGAUGAGAGGUUAUUUUGAAUUUUUGUGUUCAUAAUGAAAAAGACUUUUUGUUCACUGUUGACUGAAGAAGAUUGAGUAAUAUAUUGAGUGUUUUUCCCUCAAGUGUUCAUGUCUUCAGUGUCAUAAUAGAUUUACCUACUGUCAUCUUGAUACAAAAGCUGUCCCGAAAUUGAAGUGAAAAUGGCCAUAACUAUUAACUUGGUUAUUUAAUCUUAAUGAAAUUUCAGCAUAAUGUACUAACUUUAUUUAUCUACUUCUGAAUGUGACUCCUGCGAAAAUCGUAUCAUUCUAGAAGUGAUCUUGUGAUCUUCUGUCAAUUGUUUUGGCACCCAGUGAGCCGAAACUUUACGGUGUCCAAGCUGAUUAUGCACACUUCUAUAAACAACAAUCUUCCAAGAUGUCCAGAUCAUCAGCUGCCAGUCUUCAGAAAUCUUUCGGUCACAGAAGACUAGACAGACCAACAGUGUGAAUCAUCUGCAAGAUUUGAAUGCUCUGCCUUGAACAUGUGCGUAGAGAUAGACUUGUUUUUUGCUCAUUCCAUUUCCAUCUUUACCGUAGACAAAAAACAAGUUCAAGAUGAAUUUCAGUUUCAUUUCUCCCUUUCAUGUGCUAAAAUUUUACAAUACCUCUAGCCUCUGACCACUUUCAAUGAUGGUCUGGUAGCCAUAUUUCUUCUACCAUCACUCAUUGGUGCAUUUGAGGAUACAGACCUGCCAUGUAAUCCCAGUUGAACCCACUCAGUGCUGCUCGAUGUGCAGUAGGAAGAUGGCUCAGGACCACGCAAAGGGGAAUAAAUCCCAGUUGAAACCACUCAGUGCCGCUGGAUUUGCAGUAGGAAGAUGGCUCAGGGCCACGCAAAGGGGAAUAAAUCCAUGUUUGUGAUGUAGUAGGUAUUUUUAAAAAAUCAUUAUAGAAUAACCAAUCCAUUGAUCAAAAAAAAAUCUUGAAACGAGUUCUUCACAAAUGAAUAUAUUUUAAUUUAAAAAAUUA
Aplysia californica (California sea hare) is the source of this 4372-nucleotide messenger RNA. RefSeq names its product tyrosine-protein kinase SYK. Gene Ontology annotation, molecular function: ATP binding; signaling receptor binding; non-membrane spanning protein tyrosine kinase activity. The transcript is spliced from 16 exons. The record is from RefSeq and is a predicted model, not a curated record. Gene Ontology annotation, biological process: intracellular signal transduction; protein phosphorylation; cell differentiation. NCBI's taxonomy places the organism in Eukaryota, Metazoa, Mollusca, Gastropoda, Aplysiida, Aplysiidae. Gene Ontology annotation, cellular component: extrinsic component of cytoplasmic side of plasma membrane; cytoplasm. The coding region runs from base 196 to 2199 and encodes 667 amino acids.